Molecule: messenger RNA, 1269 nt
Organism: Podospora pseudocomata
Lineage: Eukaryota; Fungi; Ascomycota; Sordariomycetes; Sordariales; Podosporaceae
Exons: 2
Coding region: 1-1269 (422 amino acids)
Biological process (GO): mannose trimming involved in glycoprotein ERAD pathway; carbohydrate metabolic process
Cellular component (GO): membrane; endoplasmic reticulum
Molecular function (GO): calcium ion binding; mannosyl-oligosaccharide 1,2-alpha-mannosidase activity
Source: RefSeq, a predicted model, not a curated record
AUGGAUUUGAGGGAGGAGUUUUAUGAUGCUGUGGAGGAGGUUUGCAAGAUUGAUUUCGCGGGGGGGAAGGGGGGGGUGGAUAUGGGGAGGUAUCUGGGGGGGUUGGUUGCUGGGUAUGAUUUGUCGGGGGAGUGGGGGUUGUUGGAGAGGGCGGGGGAGUUGGGGGGGUUGUUGAUGGAAAAGGGGAAGGGGCGAGAGGGAAUGAGGACGGGGGCUUGGUUGGAGUUUACACGGUUGGGACAGCUGAUCGGUGAUAAAAAGUAUUGUGAUACUGUGAGGGGGGAGGUGGAUGUUUUGGAGGAGGGUCAGGAGAGGACGAAGUUGAGGGGGUUGUGGCCUGUGAAAGGGGCUGAAGGUGAUGAGGUUUUUGGCCUGGGGAAAGGGGCGGAGGGCGUUUAUGGCAAUCUACUCAAGACGGCGGCUUUGCUCGGAAGGGGGAGAGAGGGGAGGUUGGAGAGGAUGUGGAAAGAAGCCAUGGGGGUGGCGGAGGAUUGGUUGCUCUUCCGGCCGAUGCUCGCGGAGGAGGAUAGGGAUGAGAUGGGGGAUAGGAGGGAUGUACUGUUGGUUGGUGAGGCGAGGAUGAACGGGGAUGAAGUAGAAACGGCGCCAAAGGUUCAGCAUUUGGGUUGCUAUGCGGGGGGGAUGUUUGGGCUGGGAGGGAAGCUGUUUGGGAACGAGGAAUAUGUCAAGAUUGGGGAGCAGCUCACCCGGGGUUGUGCGUGGGCUUACGGGGCGUUUCCCACGGGUUUGAUGCCAGAGGUGCUCGAGGCGGUUCCUUGCGAGGGCGACUGGAGGGACGGGCCGUGCAAGUUUGAUGAGGACAAGUGGCGGAAAGAGGGCAGCAGGAAGCUGAGGAAGCCGUUCAAGUCGGUGAAGGACCCAAAGUACCUACUCAGACCGGAGGCUAUCGAGAGCUUGUUCGUCAUGUUCAGAAUCACGGGAAACAAGGAGUACCAGGAGCUGGCAUGGGAGAUGUUUCAGAGCGUGGUCGGAGCUACCGAGACGGAGCUGGCGUUUUCUGCCAUCAGCGAUGUCACUGUUCAUGGCCUACUGAAGAAGCUGGAUUCGAUGGAGAGCUUCUGGCUAGCCGAAACACUCAAGUACUACUACCUCAUCUUCUCACCACCAGACCUCAUCAGCCUGGACGAAUGGGUCCUCAGCCCAGGAGCACAUCCCUUCCGCCGAGACAGCAGUGGGUUCAUCACCCGAGGCUUCGACGAACCCCCACGCCCAAAAAUGAAAAAGAAAAAGAAACCAGGAGUACCAUGA